GUCCAAUCGAGUUCUUAUAUAGGCGGGUUUACAAGCGGAAGUUGCACGUUUUUUGUGUUCUGUGGUUUCCUAUUGAAGUGUGUAGUCGGCUGAAGCGCGUUUAUUAAUUAAUCAUGGCGAGCCAGGAGAUGCGGUUGAAUCACACUAUUUACAUCAACAACUUGAAUGAAAAGAUUAAAAAAGAUGAACUGAAGAAGUCGUUGUAUGCUAUAUUCUCCCAGUUUGGACAAAUUCUGGACAUCCUCGUUUCUCCUACAUUAAAAAUGAGGGGUCAGGCAUUUGUGAUCUUCAAGGAAAUCAACAGUGCUUCCAACGCACUCCGCUCUAUGCAAGGCUUCCCUUUUUAUGACAAACCUAUGCGUAUUCAGUAUGCAAAACAGGACUCUGAUAUCAUUGCGAAAAUGAAGGGCACAUAUGUGGAGCGAGACCGUAAGAAGGAAAAGAAGAAGCCUAAAGCCCCUGAAGCAGGCGCUGGGAAAAAGGCUUCUGCUGCCACAGCUGCUAUGGCCGGAGUACCUGCAGCCAUGCCUGGAAUGCCACCCAUGAGCCAAGCCCCCCGCAUGAUGCCAAUGCCUGGCCAGCCUCCCUACAUGCCUCCGCCUGGUAUGAUGCCACCUCCUGGCAUGGCACCUGGGCAGAUGCCUCCAGGUGCUAUGCCUCCAGGUCAGAUGAUGCCAGGACAAAUGCCUGGCCAGAUGCCACAGCAGGUGUCCGAAAACCCUCCCAACCACAUCCUGUUUCUCACCAAUCUCCCAGAGGAGACGAACGAGCUCAUGCUGUCUAUGCUGUUCAACCAGUUUCCUGGAUUCAAAGAAGUCCGUCUCGUCCCUGGUCGUCACGACAUCGCUUUUGUGGAGUUUGAUAAUGAGGUGCAGGCGGGCGCAGCCAGAGAAGCUUUGCAAGGCUUUAAGAUCACACAGAGCAAUGCAAUGAAAAUCUCAUUUGCAAAGAAAUAACAGUCUCAUACAUGCAGCUUCUAAGACACAUGGCAGUUAUAAAACACAACUGACACAACUGAGCCCCCCCUGGAACAGUUCAGGCUGUUGUUUAAUGGCUGAAUAGAUUACAUGCACGCCAUUUAAAAGAAAAAGUCCAGAGAUGAAAUGUAAUUCUUUUUUAUUUGAUGUGACUUGCCUAGCUGUGCCCAAUAGAUUUGUACUGCACAAUGCAAGGUAAGGAGUGAAAUGGAAAUGUUUACCCCUCCCACACCCUACUUCAUCUUUGAACCUUUAUUUCCUCUUCUGAGAUGAUCGACCUUGGUGAGUUUGUAAGUAUGCAGGGCCCCCCACCCCCCACCCCUCUUCUUUUUAAAUUCCAAUUAUGUCUUCAAAAGCAUUGCACCCAGAGUCUGGUUCCCAGACAUUGUACCUGGAGCUUUGUUGUUUUAUUAAAUCUCAGUGUUUUACAUGUU
Messenger RNA from Labeo rohita (rohu), 1411 nucleotides. It is a transcript of the gene snrpa, whose product is annotated as small nuclear ribonucleoprotein polypeptide A. Gene Ontology annotation, biological process: mRNA splicing, via spliceosome. Gene Ontology annotation, molecular function: U1 snRNA binding. Gene Ontology annotation, cellular component: U1 snRNP. Bases 114 to 956 code for a protein of 280 amino acids. The record is from RefSeq and is a predicted model, not a curated record. Lineage: Eukaryota; Metazoa; Chordata; Actinopteri; Cypriniformes; Cyprinidae. The transcript has 7 exons.